AGGAGGCGGGUCUUGUGUAGCGGUAGUAUCGUGUGCGCAGCCCCGGUCCGACCUCUCCCUCCCUUCGCCAUCAUCUGUUCGUCCGUGUGUGGAACCUGCUCCUCUUCUCCGACCCGUAACCGAAGAUGGCUGAUCUCCAGGCGAAGUUUGAUGCGGCCGCGGCUGAAGUGAAACAGCUGAAGGCAAAGCCGACAGACGAGGAGAUGCUGAAGGUUUACUCUCUGUUCAAACAGGCGACAGUAGGAGACGUCAACACAGCUCGUCCAGGGAUGUUGGACUUCACCGGUAAAGCCAAAUGGGACGCCUGGGAGAAGCAGAAAGGAAAGAGCAAAGACGACGCCAUGAACGAGUACGUCAGCCUGGUGGAGGAGCUGAAGCAGAAGUACGGAAUUUAAGGAAAGCACGUUUACUGAGCGCUGCUGCAACGCCUUAAAGCAGAGGAGUGGCCUUAACAUGUGAACCAUACGGUGGAUAUAGAAGUCACCGUGGAGAACAACCACUGCUGGACAAACAAACUGACCCCAUGUGACCCUGACUGACCAGUUACCUUGUAUCGGAUCAUGUUUUCUACGAGAGUCCUGUCAUUUCAAAUAAACCUUUCUUCAUCUCUA
Sphaeramia orbicularis (orbiculate cardinalfish) is the source of this 611-nucleotide messenger RNA. RefSeq names its product diazepam binding inhibitor (GABA receptor modulator, acyl-CoA binding protein) (gene dbi). The record is from RefSeq and is a predicted model, not a curated record. Bases 126 to 395 code for a protein of 89 amino acids. Gene Ontology annotation, molecular function: fatty-acyl-CoA binding. Lineage: Eukaryota; Metazoa; Chordata; Actinopteri; Kurtiformes; Apogonidae. Gene Ontology annotation, biological process: fatty acid metabolic process. The transcript is spliced from 4 exons.